This is a messenger RNA of Juglans regia (Persian walnut), 1416 nucleotides long. RefSeq lists its product as uncharacterized. The record is from RefSeq and is a predicted model, not a curated record. Bases 1 to 1416 code for a protein of 471 amino acids. Lineage: Eukaryota; Viridiplantae; Streptophyta; Magnoliopsida; Fagales; Juglandaceae. The transcript has a single exon.
AUGAGUGGAAAGGGACGGAAAGUGAGAGGAGUACGGAGGAAUACGGUGGAGAAAGGCGCCGAAGGUGGAAAAAUUACAGAAAAAUUCAGGGAGGAACAGGGCGAAAGAAUGGAGGAUUUAGAAGAACAAUGGAAUAAGCUACAUCUGCUGGAAGACGAAGAAGCUACUAUAGUCUUUGAUGAAGAAGUUGGAGAGGAGAUAUCUUACAGAGGAGAAUGCAGCCUGGUGGGGAAAGUGUGUAUGGACAGAACUAUUAGCAAAGAAGUGGUGGAGAACACGAUGAAGAGAGUGUGGAAAAUAAGCAAACCUGCUAAGUUCUUAGAAGUAGAUACAAAUGUAUUCACUAUUACAUUUGCAAAUCCAGCAGACAAAUAUCGUGUUUGGAGUGGAAGACCUUGGUCUUUUGAUUACCAUCUGUUUGCGUUAAAACUCUUUGAUGAAGACACACCACCACAGAAGCUGAGGUUCAUGCAGGAGCGUUUCUGGAUUCAAUUCCAUAAUCUGCCACUGUCUUGCAUGAAUGAGGAUAGAGGAAGGCAGCUGGGCAAUACCAUUGGUGUGGUGGAGAAGGUGGAUGUGAAAGAGGAUGGUAGUGGAUGGGGAAGAUAUCUGAGGGUCCUGAUUGUGAUAGACCUUCAAAAACCUUUAGCUAGAGGCAAAACCAUCAAUGUGAGAGGAGAGAAACUCUGGAUCCCCAUAAGGUAUGAAAAUUUGCCUCGAUUUUGUUUCUCUUGUGGAUGUUUAAUUCAUGAGAAAGGAGGCUGUGAAAACAAAAGUGUAGGGACUGAUCAGUAUGGGGUAUGGUUAAGAGCAGAUAUGAAAAGAGGAGAAAAAACAAAAAGAGAAGGGGAAUCUGUCAAUUUAAUGAAGAAUAAUGUAGGUAAGGGUGGGCAUAUUCAGGUGGAGGGAGAUGAUGCAGCAAAUAUCGAAAAAGGAAAAAAGGGGUUAAAUGGAGGAAAAACUAAUGUAAUGGAAGAGGGACUGAGUGAGGUUGAGUUAGAGGAAAGAAGUGCAAAGGAAAAUGAGAAGGAGGGAAAGUUAAAUGGGGAAGUGAUUAGCAAUAAACACGUAGAAGCAGUAAAGAUAAGAACCAAUGGGGAGGAAGUAAUGAAGGAAGGAAUAGGGUAUGAAAAGGAGCUUAUAAUAGUGGAUGAGGAGCAGAAGGGAGAUCUGAAUGAAACAAUACAAGAUUUAAUUAUCAAUAAGGGAGAAUGGAAGAGAAGGGCAAGAGAAAAAGGAAAAAAUGUAAUAAACAUAGGUGAGCACUUAGUUAAAAAAAGAAGGUAUGAAGGUGAAGAGGGGGGAGCUAUAAAGAGGUUGAAGGAACAAAAGGAUAGUGAAAGUGGAGAGGGGGAAGAAAACAAUUCUUUAAUAAGCAUGGUGGUGGCUGUUCAACAGCCCCACCAUUCCCAAUGA